Molecule: messenger RNA, 1185 nt
Organism: Solenopsis invicta (red fire ant)
Lineage: Eukaryota; Metazoa; Arthropoda; Insecta; Hymenoptera; Formicidae
Product: coiled-coil domain-containing protein 137
Exons: 3
Coding region: 229-1116 (295 amino acids)
Source: RefSeq, a predicted model, not a curated record
UCUCAUCUCAAGUGCAAAAAUUUUUAGGGAUUUCAAGCAACUCGAACAGACCUAUUAUCAUACAUUGAUCUAUGGGUGCUGUCGAACUUGUCGAUGGUCUCGAAAAAAACUACUAAAAAAGAUAGAUUCACAGAUUGUAUAAAAUAAAUUUUAAGCUGAUUACGCGGCCACGUGUGAACGUGAAGCGAGAGCGAAUUGACGCGACAAGAGACGCAAUAAAACGCAAAUAUGGGCCGCAAAAUACCAGGAAAGAGACAUCGAGGUAUCAAGGAUCCGGAGCAGCAGCGUGUCAAACGUCUGGCAGAGUUAGAGUUAUGUACGAAUACGGCGCCAAAAAACGCAGACGAGCAGAUCAUUCCGAAGAGUUUGGAGCGUAUAAUUAAAUUAAAGGAAGCUGCGAGGACUGACGGUGGCAUCUCGAAAAAGAGACAAAGGAAAAAAAGUAGACUUAUCUGCGUAGGGCUGCAGCAUCAGAGACCAAAUCACCCGAAAGCAAAGCUGGAAAAGACUGUACCAGUGUUUCAGCAGCGACCAGGCGAAUCUGGUAAACAAUUCAUGCACAGGGUAUCUAGAGAUACGCACGAUUUUCUUAACGAAGUAGCAUUUGAAAACAAGUACGGCGUCCAAAUUGAACGGGAUUUGAAUACUGGUAAAAUUCAAGGACUAACAAAAUGCAAACCUAAAAAGGAUGAUGUACAAGUGUUAGGAGCCAAGCAUAAGAAUAUUAAUAAGAAAAGGAAGACAAUUAAAAGCUCUGUAACAAAAAAUGAUAAGCGGAAAUUGAAAUUACAAAAGAAAGAAAAAAAGCUGGAAAACUAUGACGAGUUUGAGAGAUUGCAAGAUAAGGUUGUCUUUGGUGAAGUUGCCCAUGAGCCUCCUAGAUUAAAAAUUAAAUUGAAAGAAAUGAAUGAGAAUAGAAAGCCAAAGAAUUUAUUAUUGAAUUCGUUGUUGGAAGGUUCUAAAAAGGGUUCUUUCGUCUCCAAAGUGAUAAACCGAUCUGCAAGAAGGAAAUACUUGUCUGAAAUGGAAAGAAGAAGACUAGAGAAGCAACAGAGUGAAGUUGUUGCAGCCUACAGACAAUUGAAGUCUCAGCGAUUGGCUAAUAGAAGCUGUUAGGGUAUGUUUAAAAUAUACAAAAACAAUAAAUUGUGCUUUAAUAAAGCAUAUAUUUUUCUUUUUCAAAAA